Molecule: messenger RNA, 2153 nt
Organism: Sclerotinia trifoliorum
Lineage: Eukaryota; Fungi; Ascomycota; Leotiomycetes; Helotiales; Sclerotiniaceae
Source: the annotation of a GenBank genome assembly
GAACUUUUUGACUAUUGAAUGCGCUCAAAAACAAGUUUCCUUCUGCUUAUUAAACUUGGGAAUACCUUCACAUAUCACAUAACUUCACUUAUUAUACUUUUGACCUGCUUGCAUCGCAUUGCGAGCUCCAUCGGCUUUAUCAGCUGAAAAUCCUGCUUACCACUUACCAUUUACCAUAAAUACCAAAGCACAACAUAUCGGGGCUGAGAGGAACGUGAACAGAUCUGCUCAGCCACUCCUUCGUCAUCGUCUGUCCUACGGAAAAUAACCCUGAAAUACCACCAGAGGCAGCCUUUUUCUUUGACCAUUACGACGAUCAAAAUACACAUACAACUCUGCGAAGAAAGCUUCUAGUACCAAAUUCUAAUAUCUUUCACUGGGCAUUUUCUGGUUGCUUUGAAGUCAAGGUUGGGAGAUGUCCUUCAAGGGCUUUCAGAAGUCCCUGGUCAGAGUAAGUAGCAAUGGAGAUCACCAAGCGUGAGGGCGGGGUUUACGGCAACAUUUGACUGACUGGGUAACAGGCGCCUCAAACGUUCAAAGCCAAGUUCAAUUUAGGUGAACAAACGAAAGAUGCCGUCUAUAUUGAUGCGGAACGGCGAUUCCAGGAGCUGGAAAGCGAGACGAAAAAGCUGCACGAUGAGAGUAAGAAAUACUUCGAAGCUAUUAAUGGCAUGAUGAACCAUCAGAUCGAAUUUUCUAAAGCGAUCGCCGAAAUUUACAAACCAAUCUCUGGAAGGGUGUCGGAUCCGGAUUCCCUGGUUCAAGAAGGGAAUCCAGAGGGGAUCAGGGCGUGUGAAGAAUACGAAGAAAUUUGCAAGGACCUCUUGGCAACUUUACAACCAGAGUUAGAGAUGAUUGAGACCAGAGUUAUUCGACCUGCGGAUGAAUUAUUAGAGAUCAUUAAGGUUAUAAGGAAGACCGCAAUAAAACGUCAACACAAGCAAUUGGAUUAUGAUAGACAUCGAGCUACACUUAAGAAGCUGCAAGACAAGAAGGAGAAGAGUCUAAAGGAUGAGAAAGCCAUGUACAAGGCAGAGAAUGAUGUUGAACAAGCAACUCAAGAGUUCAAUUACUACAACGAUCUUUUGAAGGACGAGUUACCUAAACUCUUCGCUUUGGAGCGCGAGUUCAUCCGACCUCUGUUCCAGUCGUUUUACUAUAUGCAGCUUAACGUCUUUUAUACCCUACACGAGAGGAUGCAAGGAUGUGAUAUUGGAUAUUUUAAUCUUCAACUUGAUAUCGAAGAAGGUUUCGAGGCUAAACGAGGUGAUAUCCGAGAUCGGGCAGAAGCGCUUUCCAUUGUGAAGUUCAAGACGACAGGUGCCAAACGUCCACCAAAACCUCUUGCUCUCGGUGGACCUAACCGUCUUGCUAUUGAAAAUAAGCCAUCAUCUACAUCUACAGCACUGAGUGCCACUCCAAAUCGUCGCGCAUCCACUGACUUUCAAUCAUCGGAGAAGCCACCGCCACCUUACUCCUCUAUGUUAUCUCCUACCAACCCUGGAAACAGCGUGAUGCGAUCGGCUUCGACAGGUAGUUCGUGGGGAGCUGCUGCGAAAGCGAAAAAGGCGGCACCUCCGCCCCCAAAGCCGAAGCCAUCGAGGCUCAGUGGAGCACCAGCUACGGAGACUGCUACCGCAUUGUAUGAUUAUGAGGCACAAGCUGAGGGGGAUCUGAGCUUCACUGCUGGAGAGAUCCUUGAGAUUGUGACGAGAACGAGCAAUGAGAAUGAAUGGUGGAUUGGAAAGAUUCAUGGAAAACAAGGACAAUUUCCUGGUAAGUAUUUCCUGCAUCACUCGCAAUUCUCAUCCGUCAAACUAAUCCAAUAAUUCAGGAAACUAUGUCAAAGUCAAUUAGAACCAGAAGUCUGGUAACAAUAACUCUUAUCGAUACCCCUUACAUGGCAAAACUUUUGAAUCAUCAUAAUAUACUCGAGAAUCCUUUUGAAAUGCGGAUAUAGACAGUGAGGUUACACAGGUAGCAUUGUUUACUGAAACAAUGGCAUGGUCAGUAACAGACGGAGGCUCUCGGAAUUGGAGCAUGGGCGUGGGAAUUGACGGAUAAAAGGCCAAGUGUCAAGCUUAACAUGUACUUAAAUACCACAUAACUAAUACGAUUCUUACACUGCGAUCAAUAAAUUCAACCAUAUUUUC